Molecule: messenger RNA, 1311 nt
Organism: Cucurbita maxima (winter squash)
Lineage: Eukaryota; Viridiplantae; Streptophyta; Magnoliopsida; Cucurbitales; Cucurbitaceae
Product: respiratory burst oxidase homolog protein D-like
Exons: 4
Coding region: 408-746 (112 amino acids)
Cellular component (GO): plasma membrane
Molecular function (GO): NAD(P)H oxidase H2O2-forming activity
Source: RefSeq, a predicted model, not a curated record
GGUAAUUGGUGGGAGGGUUAAAAUUUUACAUUUAUCUUAAAGCACCAUCUUUCUUGCGCUAUGGUUUAGUUCGUAUAGAUAAUAAGUAAAUGACGUGUGAUUUUUCAUGAGAACUUAGAUUAUGAAGGAAAGAAGAGAGAGCUGAUGUAAGUACUAGAAACAUUCUCUUGGACUAGGUUGAGCAUUCUAAAUUACUGCAUAGAGGUAAAAGGGAGUCGUGAUCAGGCCUAAAAGGGAGUCGUGAUCAGGCCCAAUCUCAAUUAUACAAUAUGAUUUAAGGAAAUAUCUCUUGGUUCAAAGGAGUACCCAAAAUAUUCAUUGAUGGACCCUACGGUGCUGCUUCUCAAGACCAUGUCAAGAACAACCAUGUGGUGCUAAUUGGCCUGGGUAUUGGAGCCACACCCUUCAUGAGCGUCCUAAAAGAUGUUCUGAACAGGUUAACUGAGACAUGUGAUGGUCAUACUGACAAUGGAAGAGGAAGCCUAAGUACAUCCAAAAUUUAUCUUUACUGGGCAAGAGAGCAAAGCUCCUUUGAUUGGUUUAAAGAUUUCAUGAACGAUUUAACACUUUCAGACCAAACUCAGUCAGCUGUAGAGAUGCACAAUUUCCUCACUAGUAUAUAUCAUAAAGGGGAUGUAAGGUCUGUUCUAAUAAGAGCAAUUCAAGCCCUGCAUUAUACUCGAAGGGGUAUCGACAUUGUCUCCAAAACUCCUAUGAAGAACAUGAAGAACAAAAGAGAGAAGUAAAUGGAGAAAUAUACAAGGAGACACCUGAAUGUAAAACUCUAGAUAAGAUAAUAGAGAAGGUGGUUUGAUUCUGAACAGGGGUUUUCUACUGUGGUCCUUCGGCAUUGGCAAGAGAACUGGAGGGCUAUGCACCAAGUUCUCCACCAAAACCUCAACUAGAUUUGUAUUCCAUAAGGAGAAUUACUAGAUUAACUUUGUUUUUCGAGUACAACAGCCAAAUAAAUAGGUAUAUGUACUACUUCACUCCAGCCAGAAAUAAUUCACAAUAAAUUGGUAUAUGCAUGUGUACUAUUUCAAUUGUAAAAGAUUGAAAUAAGUUGAAAUAGCACCGCUUCCGCAGGUGGAAAUGGCAGAACAGCCAAAUAAUAAAUUAUAUCAUUACGGUGUAUUACUUCACUCCAGCCUCGUCCCUAUUAGUAUCUAAAGCGGCUUAAGCGACGUUAUCUCAUAUGCACUGAUAUAUCAGUAAAUUAAAACAAAUUUCAAGACAGGCAAUAAACUGAAAACAAAAAGAAACCAACUAGAAGUUUGAUGAAUGGUAAAUUACUAAGCUCGGGCAGAAGAA